Eruca vesicaria subsp. sativa (arugula) is the source of this 360-nucleotide messenger RNA. The record is from the annotation of a GenBank genome assembly. Lineage: Eukaryota; Viridiplantae; Streptophyta; Magnoliopsida; Brassicales; Brassicaceae.
AUGGAUGAAGAACAUCGAGACAAGAAAGCACACAAAGCAUACUACGACAUGCUUCAUUUCGUUUCUGAUGUGCAACAGGGGAUUCCUAAUCUCUACCCUUGUGGAUCAAUCACAAAGGAAAUUGUUGAUGAAGAGGACACAUAUGACUACCUCCCUGGAAGAAGAUAUUUCAUCUGCAAAGACUUCGAGAAUGACGGCCUGCAUUUCAGGCAACCAUGGGUUAUGGGUGUGCAACAAGAGGUUGAAAGGCUCAAACUACAAGUUCUUGAGCAUGAUAAAAUUCUGAGAGAGUGUGAGGCACUUAAGGCACAGGUGAGCAUGCUGCUUAGGCGUGUGUCUGAGCUUGAGAGAGUCCCGUGA